AUGAGGAUCGAUUUGCCACAACCGAGGAAAGAAUGGCUUACGCGUAGAGUUUCACAAUCGCUAUUUGAGAAACAUUUCCUCAGUAGAUUUUAUUAUCCACCUACUAAAUUACGAUCCAAAAAAAGGCUGACCACAGAGCAAGUGCUAAAACAUAAAUGGCCUACGGGUAAAAUGGCAAUGGACAUUGACUUACUGAGUGACUUUGUCGAGAACUUUGAUGCUCGUAGAACAUUUGGAAGAGCAGUGGAAGUU
Molecule: messenger RNA, 252 nt
Organism: Ambispora leptoticha
Lineage: Eukaryota; Fungi; Glomeromycota; Glomeromycetes; Archaeosporales; Ambisporaceae
Source: the annotation of a GenBank genome assembly